Messenger RNA from Plasmodium coatneyi, 1974 nucleotides. Its product is annotated as Ubiquitin Carboxyl-terminal Hydrolase-like zinc finger protein. Gene Ontology annotation, molecular function: zinc ion binding; cysteine-type deubiquitinase activity. The record is from RefSeq and is a predicted model, not a curated record. The coding region runs from base 1 to 1974 and encodes 657 amino acids. The transcript has 2 exons. NCBI's taxonomy places the organism in Eukaryota, Apicomplexa, Aconoidasida, Haemosporida, Plasmodiidae. Gene Ontology annotation, biological process: spliceosomal complex assembly; mRNA processing; protein deubiquitination.
AUGGAAAAGAAAGGGAGAAAGAAGAACCCAGAUGACAAGGCUCCUGCUGGUAACAAGCGGGGGAGGAAGAAAAAGGAUAGCAUCUCGGAGGAGAUUGAUAAAAUGGACGGAAAUGAUGAGGUGAAGGAGGCAGGUCAAGCUGGGGAGGCAAAUCAGACAAAUGCAACCAGUGUCACCACUUCCACGGAGGAGCGGCGCCUCAUUCCGCGUGGCGCUGGCAGAGGGAGGGUGUGCCCUUACCUGCGUACCAUCAACAGAAACCUACUCGACUUCGAUUUCGAGAAAUUGUGCAGCAUCAGUAUGUCCAACCUGCACGUAUACGCAUGCCUAGUCUGCGGAGUGUACUUCCAAGGAAUAGGAAGAGGAACCUACGCAUACACACACGCACUGGAAAAAAACCAUUACGUCUUCAUCAAUUUGGAAACUUGCAAAACAUGUUGCCUUCCAGAAAAUUACGAAAUAGAAGAUGCAUCUCUAAACGAUAUAAAAUAUUUUUUAAAACCAACGUAUAGCAUAGAUCAAGUAGAAUACAUUUGUCGUAAUUCCAUUUUGGGGAAAUCACUAGACGGCGCAGAUUUUUUUCCUGGGUUUGUAGGAUUGAACAAUUUAAAACAUACGGACUACUGCAAUGUUAUUAUUCAGCUUGUGUGCAGCAUCAUUCCUUUGAGAAACUUUUUUUUAGUAUACGAAAAUAAGAAAUAUGUGAGCAAAAAUAUCGUUUCCUCUUUAUCUGAACUGAUUAAAAAGAUUUUUAACCCAAGAAAUUUCAAGGGGGUUGUUUCCCCACAUGAGUUUCUACAAACGGUGGGUAUUGAGUCCAAGAAGACCUUCAAAAUUGGGUCUAAAAACGAUCCGCUGGACUUCUUCCUCUGGCUAAUUAGCAAAAUACAUAGGCAUGAGGAGAGGGCGCUGCGCAAAAGCAUUAAGGGUAGGGCGGGCAAGAAGAGGAAGAUUAGUCAAGGAGGAGAAAACGCCAAAGGGGCAGAUGGCUCAUCGGGCGGACAAAAUAAAGGGAAGGAAGAAGAAGGUGAUGACGAUGAGGAGGAAGAGGGAAAAAUUCAACCGGGGCACCACCUCUCGCAGUUGAACGCUAUGUUGUCCUCCUCCAGCGAGUCACACAUGUCGGAAGAGGCCUACGACAAGGUGAACAUUAUCGACUACUGCUUUGAUGGGGAACUAAUUAUCAGAACGAAAAAAAAAAAAAAAAAAAAAAAAAGUUCGGAAGGGGAUGAAAACACGAGCAGUACCCAUAAUGCAAAAAAGGGGGGAAAAAAUGACGCAUACAAUGAACGGAAUGCAAGAGAAGAUGGGAAAUUUUCUCACCACAUGGAUAAUGAAGGAGGGGGAGAGGAUGAGAUAAGCAAUUCGGACGAAGAAGACAAUGAAGACUUGCCUGAUGGGGAAGAAUUGAACGAAGAAAAAAAUUACGUAACGGAAAAAAUUCCAUUUCGUACUCUUUCCCUGAAGUUGCCCAAUCCUCCCAUUUUUAAAAGCACAACAGAAAGUAACAUCAUCCCGCAGGUAUCCAUUUUCGAGCUGUUAACAAAAUUUGAUGGAGAAACGGAGUCCUUCCUAAAUGAAAAAUCGGAGCCAAGCACUUUAAUAAUUUCCAAGUUACCCAAAUAUUUAAUCUUCACCAUUAAGAGAUUUUCCAAAAAUAAUUUUUUUGUCGAAAAAAAUGGCACCAUUGUUAAUUUUGUCAUAAAAAACUUAGACAUGAAAGAUUAUGUGCAUGAGGAUUAUCUGGACAAGAAUCCUGUGACCAAGUAUAACUUAAUUGCUAACAUUUUUCACAGUGGCUCGGUUAACAGUGGCACUUACAAAAUUCAUGUGCUCAAUCAGGCAUCGAAUGAGUGGUAUGAGAUGGAGGACCUGCACGUGAUUACCGUUUUGCCUCAGCUGGUUCUCCUACCCGAGUCCUGUGUGCAGUUGUAUCAGCGCCAGGAUGUUCAGCUCAACGGGGAGGUCCCCUGA